Messenger RNA from Ilex paraguariensis (yerba mate), 762 nucleotides. The record is from the annotation of a GenBank genome assembly. Lineage: Eukaryota; Viridiplantae; Streptophyta; Magnoliopsida; Aquifoliales; Aquifoliaceae.
AUGUAUCAUAUUAGGGCCAUCAAUGGUGAGUCAGUCCAUACUGGCCCCAAGAAAACUGGGACGAUAAUUCUUGGAGGAGGGCUGCCCAAGCAUCACAUUUGCAAUGCCAAUAUGAUGCAUAAUGCUGCAGAUUUCGCUGUCUUCAUUAACACAGCACAAGAGUUUGAUGGGAGUGAUUCUGGUGCCCGUCCUGACAAAGCUGUAUCAUGGGGAAAAAUGCGAGGCUAUGCAAAUACUAUUAAGUUUGGAACACAAUACAUGAAAGCUAGCUUCAACCAGCAUUUGAAAUGGUUCAAAUCUAGCCGGAAAGUGAUUUCAUGCUUUCCCUCUAGGCUUGUGUCAGUUGGGAACUUAGACGUUGCUGUUAGUUUACUGCUUUCCACUCCUCUUGAAAGCUCUUACUUCUAUGCAAAUGCCCUCCGUGCUGUUGCUCUUUCAUCCGCGGUUGUUGCAGCCAAUAUGGUCAGGACCGAAAGUUCAUUGUCUGGCACACAUCUGCUCUGUGCUGUUGGGAGGUAUCAAGAAGCUUGUUCUCAGCUACAGCAGGCUUGUCCAGAUGACUACACUAGUUGUGCCAGUAAGUUAGAUGCCACAACUUUGACGAGGCUUGUGUCAGUUGGGAACUUAGACGUUGCUGUUAGUUUACUGCUUUCCACUCCUCCUGAAAGCUCUUACUUCUAUGCAAAUGCCCUCCGUGCUGUUGCUCUUUCAUCCGCGGUGUCUAAGUCUCUGCUUAAACCGGCAGUAAAGGUUAAAUGUUAA